AUGGAUACUAUCAAGAACGCCGCCAACUACGUCUCUGAGAGCAUUCAGGGCACCGGUGCUGAGGCUUCCAAGGAGGCCAACAAGCAGGUGGCCAAGGACGAUGAUGCCAAGUUGAGCACUCGUGCCUCUGCCGCCAAAGAUGCCAUCUUUGACAAGAAGGACGAAAAGUCUCACGACGUCAAGGCUGAUUUGAACAAGGAGCAGGCUAAGCACUAA
This is a messenger RNA of Penicillium odoratum, 216 nucleotides long. RefSeq lists its product as uncharacterized. The record is from RefSeq and is a predicted model, not a curated record. NCBI's taxonomy places the organism in Eukaryota, Fungi, Ascomycota, Eurotiomycetes, Eurotiales, Aspergillaceae. The coding region runs from base 1 to 216 and encodes 71 amino acids. The transcript has 3 exons.